Molecule: messenger RNA, 1465 nt
Organism: Nycticebus coucang (slow loris)
Lineage: Eukaryota; Metazoa; Chordata; Mammalia; Primates; Lorisidae
Gene: THAP7
Product: THAP domain containing 7
Exons: 5
Coding region: 443-1357 (304 amino acids)
Biological process (GO): regulation of DNA-templated transcription
Cellular component (GO): nucleus
Source: RefSeq, a predicted model, not a curated record
GGUACAGGCAGCUCGCCCUCGAGUCCUGGUACCUGGGAGCAAAUUUUGGGUACAGGUGCGAGCGCCACAGCUCGCGUGUUCUGGGUGUCGUCUCUUCAGUAAGGGUCCCUCUGGGACGGGCUGGCCGGGCUCCCGGGACACUGAGGUUCCCGCCGUCACGCACACCCGCGCGCCGAGGCCGCUCCAUCCACUACAGUGUUAGCGAAGAAUCAGCUUUGAACAAAAUGGAAACCCACGUGGGCCACAGCGUUAAUCCAGGAGCUGGGAUGACGCGAGGUUGACGCCGAAGCCCUCGCUGCCGCCACUUCCGGAGCGCGCCGGCUAGGUCCUCUCCCGGCCCCGCCCCUUGGGCCGAGCACCGCCCGCUCCGGAGUCUCUAUGAUACCAACUUCCGCCGCCGCCACACAACGCGAGACUUCGGCGGCGCAGCAAUGGCGAGACCAUGCCGCGUCACUGCUCAGCCGCCGGCUGCUGCACACGGGACACGCGCGAAACGCGCAACCGCGGAAUCUCUUUCCACAGACUUCCCAAGAAAGACAACCCGAGACGAGGCUUGUGGCUGGCCAACUGCCAGCGCCUGGACCCCAGUGGCCAGGGCCUGUGGGACCCGGCGUCCGAGUACAUCUACUUCUGCUCCAAACACUUUGAGGACAACUGCUUCGAGCUGGUGGGGAUCAGCGGGUAUCACAGGCUGAAGGAGGGGGCAGUCCCUACCAUAUUUGAGUCUUUCUCCAAGUUGCGCCGCACAACCAAGACCAAGGGGUACAGUGACCUACCUGGGCCCCCCGAUGUCAACCGGCUGCGGCGAUGCAGGAAGCGCUGCUCUGAGGGCCGAGGGCCUAUGACUCCAUUUUCUCCCCCUCCACCUUCUGAUGUCACCUGCUUUCCUGUGGAGGAGGCCUCAGCGCCUGCCACUUUGCCUGCCUCUCCAGUUGGGAGAUACAGCCCCUUCUCAGACCUUCUGGGCCCCCUGGGUGCCCAGGCAGAUGAAGCAGGCUGUAGUACCCAGCCCUCACCAGAGCAACAGCCCUCUCCUCUCGAGCCACGGCCUGUGUCCCCCUCAGCCUACAUGCUGCGCCUACCACCACCCGCCGGAGCCUACAUCCAGAAUGAACACAGCUACCAGGUGGGCAGUGCCCUACUCUGGAAGCGGCGGGCUGAGGCAGCCCUUGACGCCCUGGACAAGGCCCAGCGCCAGCUGCAGGCCUGCAAGCGACGCGAGCAGAGGCUACGGCUGCGGCUGACCAAGUUGCAGCAGGAGCGGGCACGGGAAAAGCGGGCACAGGCAGAUGCCCGCCAGACUCUGAAGGAACAUGUGCAAGACUUUGCCAUGCAGCUGAGCAGCAGCAUGGCCUGAGGGGCCACCUGGGCAGACUGCAGUCUCCUCCCUCAGUUUGUCUGGAAAGGGACCUCAUUAGAACUCUAUAAAGACCUGCCAGAUGCCAUAAUAAAGUGAAUUCUAGGA